AUGGCACUGCCAGCCUGCAGCCUGAGGACAGCUCUGCUGGUGCUGCUUUCUCUGGGGCUCACCCUGGUUCUGGGCCUGCUGCUCCCAGAGGCUAUCAAGCUGUUGUUCACAUGUUUGGGGUUCCCCUGUGAUAAUGCCUCACAUGCCAUUGUGUUGGUGUAUUUUAUGUUCAUUCUUUUUGUGGCCAUGCCAUCUUUACCAAGGGGCACUGUACCAACUGAAGGCAAGGUGGUGCUGAUCACAGGCUGUGACUCAGGUUUUGGAUUGGCCUUGGUGAAACAUUUACACAAGUUAGGGUUUACGGUAUUUGCAGGCUGUUUAUUAAAGGACACAGGUGGUGAAGGUGCUCAGGAGCUGGAAAGUUUUCAUUGUAAUCGCAUGAAAGUGCUUCAGCUGAAUGUAUGCAUUGAGGAAGAAGUUGCACAAGCUGUUGAGACUGUGAAGAAAAACCUGAAAGAGCCCGAUAAAGGUUUGUGGGGUCUGGUGAAUAAUGCUGGUAUCUCUACAUUUGGAGAAGUAGAAUUCACAAGCCUAGACACAUAUAAAAAAAUAGCAGACGUCAACUUGUGGGGAACAAUAAGAGUCACAAAAGCAUUCUUACCAUUAGUACGUCAAGGUAAAGGGCGAGUCGUAUGCAUGGCCAGUCUACUUGGAAGAAUGGGUAGUCCAUCUCGAUCCAGCUACUGUGUUUCCAAAUAUGGAGUAGAAGCCUUUUCAGACUGCCUAAGACAAGAGAUGUACAGGUGGGGGGUGAAAGUCAUUACCAUUGAGCCUGGAAACUUUGUGGCUGCUACUGGCAUAUUUACCAAAGAGGAAGUGGAAAGACGAGGACAAGAAAUGUGGGAGCAAGCUUCAGAAACUUUAUGUAACGAUUAUGGAAAAGUUCAUUUUUCUCAUCAGGUUGCCAGAAUGAAAGCCUUUGUCAGUUCUGGUGUGAAGGACAUGUCUCCUGUUAUUAAUGUAAUAACAGAUGCUCUGCGUUCUAAAUACCCAUACACACGAUACAAUCCAAUGGACACCUACCUCUGGAUAAAGCUUCAGAUUAUGUCUCACCUACCUGCUGCCAUUGCUGACCGCAUUUACAUGUAAUGAAGAGAGACUAUUAAAACUUACUGAAGCAAAAACUGUUCAGGUAUCAAGUGAAAUACAAGCUGGAACCUCUAUUCCUUUAGGUACUACUGGUAUGACAUUUGUCUUCUUAUCUUUUAUUGAGCAUUGAUCUAAGGGUAUAUAGAUACUCUAUCAGUUGAUUCAUAAUGUCCACCGGGAAGGUAAAUCAAGGAAAAGACUAACAUAACACUGAAUGUACAAAUCUUUUAUUGUAGAAUUGUAAUGAAUCAUUACUUGGUAAGCUGUGAAUGUACAUUAUAAAGCUAAAGCUGUCUAUGCAAAGUAUGAGACGAACGUGAAACAGCGAAAGGAGCAGCCAUUAGUGAAAACACAAAAAUAUCUCCUCUUUGACAUAGAGCUAUUCAGUUUAAACUAAGCUGUCUUUUCCAAGGGCUGAUGAUCAGGAACGAAUGUCCAUACAUGAACAGGCCAGCAGUCACCUGACAAAUAUUCGUUUGUUGGUGAUUGCAUCUUUUACACAACACUAAAAAUCCUCAUCUUUUGGCAGCACAUUGCCCUGUGCAAAAUGGGAUAUGCUACCGACAAUAAUGGAUCUGUAGGUACUUGACCAGUCA
Messenger RNA from Bufo bufo (common toad), 1685 nucleotides. Its product is annotated as D-beta-hydroxybutyrate dehydrogenase, mitochondrial-like. Lineage: Eukaryota; Metazoa; Chordata; Amphibia; Anura; Bufonidae. Bases 1 to 1089 code for a protein of 362 amino acids. The record is from RefSeq and is a predicted model, not a curated record. The transcript has 5 exons. Gene Ontology annotation, molecular function: oxidoreductase activity.